AGAUUGCAUGACAUGACGAUACAUACUCGUAAACACAUUCAUGUUUUGUUAAUACCACUUUAGUGUGAACUUUAAGUCGGACAUUACUAACUAUAAGUCUUACUGGAUUGACGACCAAAGCUGUCGUUAACACAUAUUUUACCUUAUGUAACUGAUUUUAUUGUCCUUUUUCUAAUGCAAUCUCUCUGUUACAGUUUGUUGCUGUCAUGUGCUUGUUCGGCGCAGUUCGCGCCAGUGGCUGGCAUGGAGCCGGUCUCGGCUACUCCUCUGGCCUCGGCUAUGCGUCUGGUCUCGGAUACUCUGGCUACGUGGCCCCCGCCUACGCCUCACCUAUUGUCGCUAAGACCGUAGUCGCAGCCCCCAUUGUCACUAAAGCUGUGAUUCCUGCCGUCGCCUACGCACCUGCUUUGUCAUCCGUCUCCCGCUACCAAGUCCACUCAUCUCCUAUUGUGAAGUCCUACGUAGCCCCUGUGUCCUACGCGGCUUACUCUUCCCCCUACCCCGUAGCCUACGGCCAUGGCUACAGCGGUUUUGGCAGCUACGGCUAUGGCGGUUACGGCCAUGGUGCUAAAUACCUCUGGUAAAAAGAUAAAGGUGAACACCAAAUAAUAAUUUUGAUAUAAAAUUGUAAAUAUUGUAUUUCUUUCGAUGUAAAGUAUGGAUGUUCUAAUUUAUCAAAAGGCUCCUAUGUAUAUAAUAAACGUGUACCUGUUAAAGUA
Molecule: messenger RNA, 719 nt
Organism: Trichoplusia ni (cabbage looper)
Lineage: Eukaryota; Metazoa; Arthropoda; Insecta; Lepidoptera; Noctuidae
Gene: CPG22
Product: cuticle protein 64-like
Exons: 1
Coding region: 207-584 (125 amino acids)
Source: RefSeq, a predicted model, not a curated record